ACAAGUAACCAUGAACCAUUCUUCCUCGCAACUUGUUCCAUUUUUCUUCCUUCCUCAUUCCUCACUUCCGUCCCGAAAAUGGCUUCAAGUGGCGUUGCGGGAACUUCCACACCCGAAUUCUACCAGAACGUCGUCGUAAUGCGUCACGGCGAUCGCAUCGACAACUUCGAACCCAUGUGGGUGUCCACCGCUACCCGACCCUGGGACCCACCCCUUAUCCAACAGGGUCGGGUCCGAGCCUUCGCCACGGGUCGCAAGUUCCGCAACAACCUCCCUUUCACUCUCCACCGCGUCUUCGUCUCUCCCUUCCUCCGAUGCAUCCAAACCGCCGCCGAAGUCGUCGUUGCACUCUCUGCCAUCGCCGCCGGCGACGACCCCAACGUCAUCGUCGGCGAUGACGUCCCAAUCGAUCCCUCCAAACUCAAGGUCUCUGUUGAAUAUGGGUUAUGUGAAAUGAUGAGCAGGGACGCUAUCAGACUUGAGGUGGCUCCUAAAGAUGGAAAUUGGGGCUUUGAUGUAUCAGAGCGUGAGGCCAUGCUUCCGGCUGGGACAGUGGAUAAGAAUGUGGAACGGGUCUAUAAAGAGUUGCCCAAGUGGGAAGAAGAUCCCAAUUUGCACACAAGGCCUAGAUAUAAGCAAAUAGUUAAAGACCUUGCAGACAAAUAUCAUACUGAGAACUUGCUGCUUGUCACACACGGGGAAGGUGUUGGGGUGGCUCUUUCUUCAUUCAAAAAGGAUGUUACAGUGUACGAAGUUGAUUACUGUGGAUACGUCCAACUUAGACGCCCAAUUUUCAAGAAAGACCAGUCAUUUACUGCAGGAGAAUUUGAAGUUCUUAAUCACAAUGGUCAAACUGGCGUAAAUUUCAUCCCAAAUUAAUGGCCAUCUUCAUGUCUUAGGCCUGAUUCUCACUACUACUCUACUCUGGCUACUUCAUAUUUGAGUCCUCCAAAGUCCAAAUGACUCCUCUAUUGUGAAUGCUUGAUUGAGUAGGAAAAUUUAAACACCAUUAUUCUUCAAUCAUAGGAUAUUUGAUUUUCCUUGAUUAAAUAGUAAACAUAGGAGGAAAAUAAAUAGUACUAUAGCUUUAUUCUUCUGCUUAAUUCAGAAUAAGUUAAAAGAUACAUUACUCUAUGCAUUUACUGAAAUUUUGGUAUAUGAUAGAACUCAAUGGUGAAGAAUGAUCUGUGUAGGCAAUUCUACUUAUGAGAAAAGGCUUGGUUUGUUAUUGUUAUAAUGUUAUAUUUAGUAUGUUAAUCA
Glycine soja is the source of this 1260-nucleotide messenger RNA. RefSeq lists its product as uncharacterized. The coding region runs from base 79 to 879 and encodes 266 amino acids. The record is from RefSeq and is a predicted model, not a curated record. The transcript is spliced from 4 exons. Lineage: Eukaryota; Viridiplantae; Streptophyta; Magnoliopsida; Fabales; Fabaceae.